AUGAAUCAGGGCGGUAGAGGGCAGCGGGCUGGCCCUCUUCGGAGCCGUCCAGAGGUAGAGCCUGAUGGGGUCAGCUGUGGGGCAAGCGGCGCAGCCCCCCGAGAUGGCACCGUAAGCCAAAGCUCGAACGUAAGAAGUGUACGAAGAAGCAUCAGCUUGGACGGAAUUAGAACCCGUUCCGCGGAUGUUCCUAUCACACGAGAUGGACGGACACGAUGGACGAUAGAGGAAAAUACCCUCAUAAUGCGUGUCCACUACAUAGCAAUCGAACUGCAAGCAACAUCCGGAAGAACCUACAGAGAUCUCCUAACGAGUACCUGGAACGAGAUAAACCCAGAGAGACACUCAUAUCCAAACUUACUGGCGAAUAGAGUCAGAUGGAUUAUGGAACAUGAGAAAUUUUCAAGUGUUGAGCUUGAAGCCAUAAAACGAAGCAUAAGACCUUUUGCUCCACCUCCAUCCGACGAGACCAACUAUACGGAAGUAGAACAGCCUGAGAUCGAAAACCAGGAAACAACCCAACUGGAAAACCUCUUCAAGAAGAAUAUGCAACUCUACACAAAAAUUUCCCCACAAAAUAGACCAAAAAUUCCAAGACUGAAGGGGUCACGCAACAUCCAUGAGAGUGUAAAGGAGGUAAAUAAAAUAAUAAAAUCAACCCUAAAAAGAAACUCCACCCUCGAAGAAGUGGUAGACUGUGUAUUUGCUGGAGCUGUUACAGUUUGUCAAGAAAAUAAAAUACAUAUCACCAGUAGACAGCCAAAACCAAAAGAAGACAAGGAACCACCAUGGAAACAACGCCUGGAAAAAAAGAUAAAUACUAUUAGAAAACAAAUUGGAAAGCUUCAUACUUACCUGAACACGAACUCACCAAGCAGAAAAACAUCCAAAAAGGUCGCACGCAUAGCAUCCGAAUUCCGCAUCAAAAGCAUCGGGGAACGGUUCAAACAAGAUCUCACCAAAUUAUGUGACACCCUGAAACAAAAAGUUAAAGCAUUAGACAACUUGAAGGAACAACAACAACCGAGGAAGAAUUUCCGACACCGCAAGACAUGCAUGCGACAUGGAAGGAAAUAUGGGGUCACGAAGUGGAACAUGAUGAUGAAGCCUCUUGGAUCAGGGAAGCGGAGACGGAAGCGGAGAAAUAUGCCAUGGAAGAAAUCACCAUAA
Molecule: messenger RNA, 1170 nt
Organism: Coccinella septempunctata (seven-spotted ladybird)
Lineage: Eukaryota; Metazoa; Arthropoda; Insecta; Coleoptera; Coccinellidae
Exons: 2
Coding region: 1-1170 (389 amino acids)
Source: RefSeq, a predicted model, not a curated record